Molecule: messenger RNA, 2440 nt
Organism: Strigops habroptila (Kakapo)
Lineage: Eukaryota; Metazoa; Chordata; Aves; Psittaciformes; Psittacidae
Gene: MAB21L1
Product: mab-21 like 1
Exons: 1
Coding region: 500-1579 (359 amino acids)
Source: RefSeq, a predicted model, not a curated record
UCUUCUGACAUAUACACACACACACACACGGCACUUUUUUUUCCCCCACCACCUGAUUAACCACCCUGCAUACACACAGUGAUUACUACGGAAAAACAUAAAUAAAUACGAAGAGGUUUUAUUAUUUUGACUACUGGAAGCCUCGCUGUGUCUCAGUGCAACUUUUGUUUUUCUUGCUGCGGGGGAAGGUGCAGCUCUCGAUGCUUUCCUCUCACUUACGGACCCUUUAAAAAAAGGGGGAGGAAAAAUAUCGCCCCCUCCAGUCCCCCGCCCCCCCCUCCCCCCCCCCCGGCACACACACUUCAAGACGGCUGAUCUAAAAAAGCAGGAAGAGAGCAUCUGAGGAGCAGCAGCCCCGGCGCAUUUUGAAAAACAUUUGUUACAUUUCAGAGUGCGGCAGCCUGUUUCUCCUCUGAAGUUGGCUCCAGCCUUAGCAGCCGCAUUGGAUCCCACAGCCUAUUGCGAGACUCCGGUAUACAACCCGGAUCUCUGCCCCAACAUGAUCGCGGCCCAGGCCAAGCUGGUGUAUCACUUGAAUAAAUACUACAACGAGAAAUGCCAAGCCAGGAAAGCUGCCAUCGCCAAAACGAUCCGAGAAGUCUGCAAAGUGGUGUCAGACGUGCUGAAGGAGGUGGAGGUGCAGGAGCCUCGCUUCAUCAGUUCCUUGAACGAGAUGGACAAUCGCUACGAGGGGUUGGAAGUUAUCUCCCCCACGGAGUUUGAAGUCGUGCUGUACCUGAACCAAAUGGGGGUGUUCAACUUCGUGGACGACGGCUCCUUGCCGGGCUGCGCUGUGUUAAAGUUAAGCGACGGGCGCAAGAGGAGUAUGUCCCUCUGGGUGGAGUUCAUCACGGCGUCUGGCUACCUCUCCGCUCGCAAAAUCCGGUCCAGAUUUCAGACUCUGGUGGCUCAAGCCGUGGAUAAGUGCAGUUACAGAGACGUGGUAAAGAUGGUGGCGGACACCAGCGAAGUAAAGCUGAGGAUCAGGGACCGGUACGUGGUGCAGAUCACUCCGGCGUUCAAGUGCACGGGGAUCUGGCCGCGGAGCGCUGCCCACUGGCCGCUCCCCCACAUCCCCUGGCCAGGACCCAACAGGGUGGCCGAGGUCAAGGCGGAAGGCUUCAACCUCUUGUCCAAGGAGUGCCACUCUCUGGCCGGCAAGCAGAGCUCGGCGGAGAGCGAUGCCUGGGUGCUGCAGUUCGCGGAAGCCGAGAACAGACUGCAGAUGGGCGGCUGCAGGAAGAAAUGCCUCUCUAUCCUCAAAACCUUACGGGACCGUCACCUGGAGCUGCCGGGCCAGCCCCUGAAUAAUUAUCACAUGAAGACUCUGGUCUCCUACGAGUGCGAAAAGCAUCCCCGCGAAUCGGACUGGGACGAGUCGUGCCUGGGGGACCGGCUCAACGGGAUUUUACUGCAGCUCAUCUCCUGCCUCCAGUGCAGGAGGUGCCCGCAUUACUUCUUGCCCAACUUAGACCUCUUUCAGGGCAAACCUCACUCGGCCCUGGAAAACGCGGCCAAACAAACGUGGCGACUGGCUAGGGAAAUACUUACCAACCCGAAAAGUUUGGAGAAACUUUAGAGGGUAACUAUAAAACCGGCCCGAGCGACAAAUCUGCUUAUUUCCCGAUGAAGUUUAAGCUGCCUGUUCGAAAAGUCAAAUGUUUCUACUUGACAAUGCAAAUACUGUUCUCUUUUAAAAAGGAAUAUAGCUUAGGCUCUUCAGAAAGAAAAGCAAAUGACAAAGCCAAGUAUCGUUCCUCUCUUAUCUUCGUCACAAUUUUGCAGUUCCCCGUGAAAGAAAAAAAAAAAAAAAAAGGGAAAACAAUAAUAAUAAAAAGUAUGUUCCCUAGAAAAUUGGCCGUAAUUUAACAUGAUUGUGACCAUUCUGCCUAGAAACGGUACCAACGGAUUAUAACAAAUCCCAGUAUUUUUAUGUAAACCCUCUGUGAGUAAAAGCUAUUUGGAUAUGCCAUCUGAACAAACCCUAAUGUACCUUUGAUUUGUAUCAAAUAUUGUGAUCUUACACUGUCUUUGAAAUUGUGGAUGUUGGUGUUUUGUGAUUUGGUGAACGGAAGUUAAAUUGCCAUUUUGGAUACUUCAAGGACAUUUUCUGCUAAAGAGAAGAUACCAUUAAAAAAGGUAGAUUUUAUCACGGUACUUUUGUUAAUUGUCUUUGGAAGUGUCUGAACUUAACAAGUUUACAUAUUUCGUUUCAUAUAUAUUGCUUGGUCUAUUCUAACAUUCCAUAAAUAUACUUGAAAUGUUAUUUAAAUAUAUUCAAAAGAAAUUUGGAUUCUGCUUAUAUAAUAACGCUUGAAUAUUGGAAUUAUAUAUUUGAAAAUGCACUUGAAAUACACUGGAUAAUUACCUUUUGUGAUUUAGAUUUAAAUUUCUGUUGCUGAUUUAUUUAAUUACAAGCUAAUAAAUGAAGUAAAAUGCA